AUGGGAACGUUAUGGUCGUGGUAUCACAAACAGCCGGACCACGGGUACACCAGAAUUGUGUACGCCAACGGCGGCGAAGAGGGUUCGAAAAGGUGCUGGGACUCGUUGUCCCAGCUCCAGUCCUGCACGAACGAGUUGGUCCUGUUUUUCCUCAACGGCGAGACUUACCUGGGCCCCAGCUGUUGCGACGCCAUCCGAACCAUCGAGGACCAGUGCUGGCCGGCUAUGCUCGGCUCCCUCGGCUUCACCGCGGAAGAAGGCGGAAUCCUCCGCGGUUACUGCGAUGCCGCCGGGUCCGUGUCGGCGCUGCCUCCGCCGAACUACGGCGGCGGUGCUAGUGUGAACAGCUCUGUUGGUUCGAACCCGUAGUGUACAUUUUGAGUUUCCGGAUUUCGAAUAAAGAAAAAUCUGAAUAAACUCUCCACUAGGAAGCUGUGCCUCUUGAAAUUAUAUUAUGAAAAUAAGUUUUUAUGACCCAAUUUGGA
Messenger RNA from Rhododendron vialii, 485 nucleotides. Its product is annotated as egg cell-secreted protein 1.1-like. The record is from RefSeq and is a predicted model, not a curated record. Gene Ontology annotation, biological process: double fertilization forming a zygote and endosperm. Bases 1 to 369 code for a protein of 122 amino acids. NCBI's taxonomy places the organism in Eukaryota, Viridiplantae, Streptophyta, Magnoliopsida, Ericales, Ericaceae. The transcript is spliced from 2 exons.